Messenger RNA from Drosophila busckii, 3284 nucleotides. RefSeq names its product glutamate [NMDA] receptor subunit 1 (gene Nmdar1). The record is from RefSeq and is a predicted model, not a curated record. Gene Ontology annotation, biological process: chemical synaptic transmission; regulation of membrane potential; monoatomic ion transport. The coding region runs from base 207 to 3137 and encodes 976 amino acids. The transcript is spliced from 15 exons. Gene Ontology annotation, cellular component: NMDA selective glutamate receptor complex; neuron projection; plasma membrane. NCBI's taxonomy places the organism in Eukaryota, Metazoa, Arthropoda, Insecta, Diptera, Drosophilidae. Gene Ontology annotation, molecular function: NMDA glutamate receptor activity.
GCAAAGCGCACAGUCGUCGAAAUCCUAGAGCAAACUCCUUACAGCAUCAGUGGUGCUUAAGGCAGGCCGCGUUCGUUGCAAGGGGCAGAGACAGCGACACAGCGACGAAUGUGCCACGAAAAUGCCCAAGGCGUAGUAGUCGAUGCACAAAAAGGCACAGGAAUCAUUGCACACAGCUACAUUUCCCCAAAGUCUAUUGUAUGUAAAUGGCAGCCCGCAGCAAUAUGGCUGCUGCAUUUGUUUAUCAGUUGCUUUUGUGUGCGGCGGCUGCUAUUGUUGUAAACGCACAAAGGCACACAGCUUCGGAUAAUCCCUCCACAUACAAUAUAGGCGGUGUAUUGAGCAAUUUCGACAGCGAGGAGCAUUUUCACACAAUAAUAUCGACGCUCAACUUUAAUCAACAAUAUGUGCCACGCAAAGUCACCUACUAUAAUAAAACCAUACGCAUGGACAAGAAUCCAAUUAAGACGGUAUUCAAUGUCUGCAACAAGCUUAUUGAAAAACGGGUCUACGCCGUUGUCGUUUCGCAUGAGCAAACCCUCGGUGAUUUGUCGCCGGCUGCUGUAAGCUAUACGAGCGGCUUUUAUUCAAUUCCCGUCAUUGGCAUAUCCUCGCGAGACGCAGCCUUCUCGGACAAAAAUAUACAUGUCUCCUUUCUGCGCACUGUGCCCCCCUAUUACCAUCAGGCGGACGUUUGGCUCGAGCUGCUCAGUCACUUUCUAUACACCAAGGUAAUCAUAAUUCACAGCUCCGAUACAGAUGGACGCGCCAUUUUGGGUCGUUUCCAGACCACCUCACAGACCUACUACGAUGAUGUCGACGUGCGUGCCACUGUCGAAAUGAUAGUCGAGUUUGAGCCCAAGCUGGAAAGCUUCACCGAGCAUCUCAUUGACAUGAAGACGGCACAGUCCAGAGUGUAUCUCAUGUACGCCAGCGCCGAGGACGCUCAAGUGAUAUUCCGCAAUGCUGCUGAAUUUAAUAUGACGGGCGAAGGUCAUGUGUGGAUUGUGACGGAGCAGGCGCUGCAUGCGAGCAAUACGCCAGCCGGCGUGCUUGGAUUGCAGCUGGAGCAUGCCCACAGCGACAAGGGACACAUUAGAGACAGUGUAUAUGUGCUGGCCUCGGCUAUUAAGGAGAUGAUUUCAAAUGAGACCAUUGCCGAGCCACCCAAGGACUGCGGUGACUCUGCCGUCAACUGGGAAUCAGGCAAGCGACUGUUUCAGUAUCUCAAGACUAGAAACAUUACGGGGGAGACGGGUCAGGUGGCAUUUGAUGAUAAUGGCGAUCGCAUUUACGCCGCCUACGAUGUUAUCAAUAUACGUGAAAAUCAAAAGCAGCAUGUGGUGGGCAAGUUUAGCUACGAUAGCCUGCGUGCCAAGAUGCGUAUGCGCAUUAAUGACAGCGAGAUUAUCUGGGGCGGCAAGCAGAAGCGCAAGCCGGAGGGUAUAAUGAUACCAACGCAUCUCAAAGUGCUAACCAUAGAGGAGAAGCCUUUUGUCUAUGUGCGUCGCAUGGGCGAUGACGAGUUUCGCUGCGAGCCAGACGAACGUCCCUGCCCGCUGUUCAAUGCUAGCGAUGCUACUGCUAACGAAUUCUGUUGCCGUGGCUAUUGCAUUGAUCUGCUCAUCGAGCUGUCCAAGCGCAUUAACUUCACCUACGACUUGGCGCUCUCUCCCGAUGGGCAGUUCGGACACUAUAUUUUGCGCAAUAGCAGUGGGGCGAUGACGCUGCGCAAGGAGUGGACUGGUCUCAUUGGCGAGCUUGUCAAUGAACGCGCCGACAUGAUCGUUGCACCACUAACCAUCAAUCCGGAGCGUGCCGAGUACAUUGAAUUCUCGAAACCAUUCAAAUACCAAGGCAUUACAAUACUCGAGAAGAAACCGUCACGAUCGAGUACUCUUGUGUCUUUCUUGCAGCCAUUUAGUAACACGCUAUGGAUCUUGGUAAUGGUGUCUGUUCAUGUUGUGGCGCUCGUGCUCUAUCUGCUGGACAGAUUCUCACCGUUUGGACGCUUCAAGCUGUCGCACUCGGACAGCAACGAGGAGAAGGCGCUGAAUCUUAGCUCGGCCGUGUGGUUCGCUUGGGGCGUGUUGCUCAACAGCGGCAUUGGCGAGGGCACGCCACGCAGCUUCUCGGCUCGCGUGCUGGGCAUGGUCUGGGCUGGCUUUGCUAUGAUCAUCGUUGCCUCAUACACUGCCAACUUGGCUGCGUUCCUUGUGCUGGAGCGUCCGAAGACCAAGCUAAGCGGCAUCAACGAUGCACGUCUGCGCAACACAAUGGAGAACUUGACUUGCGCCACUGUCAAGGGCUCAUCGGUGGACAUGUACUUCAGACGGCAGGUGGAGCUAUCGAACAUGUAUCGCACCAUGGAGUCCAACAACUAUGUGACUGCCGAGCAGGCCAUACAGGAUGUGAAGAAGGGCAAGCUGAUGGCUUUUAUAUGGGACUCAUCGCGUCUGGAGUACGAGGCCUCCAAGGACUGUGAGCUGGUCACAGCUGGUGAGCUCUUUGGACGCAGUGGCUAUGGCAUUGGACUGCAGAAGGGCUCACCUUGGACGGAUGCAGUAACGCUGGCAAUACUCGAGUUUCAUGAAAGUGGUUUCAUGGAGAAGCUGGAUAAACAAUGGAUCUUCCAUGGCAGUGUGCAACAGAACUGCGAGCUGUUUGAGAAAACACCCAAUACGCUGGGGCUCAAGAAUAUGGCAGGCGUGUUCAUAUUGGUGGGCGUGGGCAUUGCUGGCGGCGUGGGUCUGAUUAUCAUAGAGGUGAUCUAUAAAAAGCAUCAGGUGAAAAAGCAAAAGCGUCUGGACAUUGCCAGGCAUGCGGCCGACAAGUGGCGUGGCACUAUAGAGAAACGAAAGACCAUACGCGCCUCUUUGGCCAUGCAGCGACAGUAUAACGUGGGUUUGAUGGCAAGCCAUACGCCGGGUACGAUUAGUUUGGCUGUCGAUAAGCGGCGCUUUCCACGCUUGGGACAGCGCCUGGGACCGGAGCGCGCCUGGCCCGGAGAUGCAGCCGAGGUGCUGCGCAUACGCAAGCCGCAUGAGCUGAUGGUGAAGCCGCGUCCAGCACAGAACGCAUUGCCGCCGCGCUACUCGCCCGGCUACACUAGCGAUGUUUCGCACUUGGUCGUUUAAGUUAACAUUUAUGCCUUGGGCACAGAACAACGAUAUCCAAAGAUAUCAUAGUUAUAAUAUUAUAAACCAUUCCAUUGCUCAUUACCUGAAUUUGUACAUGAUGAAUGAAUAUUUGGCACUGGAUGCGAAUUGGCGCCAGGAACUCAA